Messenger RNA from Oryzias melastigma (Indian medaka), 2457 nucleotides. RefSeq names its product vacuolar protein sorting-associated protein 13C-like. The transcript has 5 exons. The record is from RefSeq and is a predicted model, not a curated record. Bases 623 to 1285 code for a protein of 220 amino acids. Gene Ontology annotation, biological process: protein targeting to vacuole; protein retention in Golgi apparatus; mitochondrion organization. Gene Ontology annotation, cellular component: extrinsic component of membrane. NCBI's taxonomy places the organism in Eukaryota, Metazoa, Chordata, Actinopteri, Beloniformes, Adrianichthyidae.
AGUCCAGUUAUUCUUAUAUACAGUCUAUGGUCUCGAUAUAAAUAGGAAAAAUAUCUUAAAUUUCAGGAGGAGAACAAUAUGCUUCUUCUACAUGGAGGUUUUGGAUUAAAGUUUAGAUAGUUGAACUCAGGACGCACUGUGAUGUCCUAAUCGCACCGCCACACCCAGAAAGUGCUUCUGCUGGUCUGACCUCAGUGAUCGACACUCAAAACUCUCCGGAGUUCUGAUCCCGACUGAACAUUGAGUUAACAGUGAAGCAGGACGCCUCUGAGGCAGGAAUGGUGCUCGGUGGGAAUGCAGCUUCUGGCAGUGGAGCCACCAGCAGUGUGUGAAUGUGUGUGUGUGCAUGGCUUAACAAGACUGACUGUGAACCACUUCAGACCUCAGAACUAGGCAGAAAAGCCAUUUACCAUUCUGAACCUUUCUCAGAGAUUCCACGCCUCUUUAGAUUCAUCCCACUUUCAUCCUGUGUCCUGUCAGCUGUGACCCUGUAGGAUUCUGGUGUGUCUUCCAGGCUGUUUCUAUUGUUGGAGAGGAAGUUUUUAGCUUCAACUUGAGCCUGACUCCAAACGCCACAGACGGGGCAGCCUACAUAGACACCUCCAAGACAGAUGGAGAAGUCAUGCUGAACCUGGGGUGCAUCCAGGUGGUUUACCUGCACAAGUUUUUCAUGUCGCUGCUGAACUUUACCAACAACUUCCAGGCAGCGAAAGACACCCUCAGUAAUGCGACAGCUCAGGCUGCAGAGAAGGCAGCAUCCAGUGUUCGAGACUUUGCUCAGAAGAGUUUCCGUCUUUCCAUGGACAUCAGGCUGAAGGCGCCGCUCAUCAUCAUCCCACAGUCCUCAACUUCCCACAAUGCUCUUGUAAUCGACCUAGGUCUGAUUACAGUGACAAACAGCUACAGGCUGCUGUCCAUCGAAGGCUGUCCACUACCAGCUGUUAUUGACAUCAUGGAUGUCCAGUUAGGGGACUUGAAGUUGUCCAGGUCGUGUGUGGAGUCAGAUUCAAGUGCAGCCAUUGAGCUCCUGGAGCCUGUUAACCUACACCUGGACAUCCAGAGAAACCUGUCAGCUUUCUGGUACAAGAAGAUGGCUGCAGUAGAGAUUCAUGGAAACCUAAAACCCUCGAAGAUGGAUCUGAGCCAGGAUGACCUGACCAUGCUACUCAGGAUAGUGACGGAGAACCUGGGAGAGGUUGCUGCAAGUCUUCCUAGUGGCUCCAGACAAGACAAUAGCCAGCUGCUCCAGGUGCCCAAAAGUUCUUUGACAGGUAUGGCAGGUUAAUAUUGGACCUCCUGACCAAAAGAGGAAAGAUACCCCGAAAGACAAUCUAACCAAAGGGAAAACUGACGUCUAAACUUUCUAGAAGGGGAAAGAAAAUGGCAUCAAAACAGAAAAUAAAAAAAACUACUCCAGGAAUUAACAAAGACAGCGAACCCGAGCAACACGUGGAAGCUAAUGCUAACUCGGCUACAGCUAACCAGCCCGGAGUGAACACGGAAGAAGACCCGGCGAGCCUGACGCUAAUACUUAAAGAACUAAGAGAAUUUAGGCAAGACAGCAACCAAAAACUAGAAAACAUCAGGGGAGAUAUCGCCAAGACGAAUGCAAGACUAGAUGAUGCGGAAGAAAGAAUUACGGAGAACGAAGAGAGGCUUCAAAAUGCAGAAGAAGCACUAGCUGAAAUGCUAAAAACACAAGAGCAACUCCGAGCGAAGUUAACAGAUCAGGAGAGCCACUCUAGGAGAGAAAACGUACGAAUUUACGGGAUUCCCGAAGGAGCAGAAGGAAGCCCGACGGCGAUGAUCCUCUUCAUGGAGAAGCUGCUAAAAGAAAACCUCGAUAUCGCCACAACAACGGACAUGAAGAUAGAAAGAGCACACAGGGCGCUCGCGCCGCGACCACCACCUGAAGCACCACCCAGAUCCAUCUUGGUCAGGUUCCUGGGCUUCAGAAUGAAGGAAGAAGUGAUUUGGCUGACAUGGCAAAAAAGGGGCUUUAUGUUUGAAAAUAAGAGGAUCAGCCUGGACCAUGACUAUGCGCCGGAAAUCCUGAACAGAAGAAGAGAAUACACUGAGGCUCGGAGAGUUCUAAAAGAACACAAGAUCCGGUUUUAGACCCUCUUCCCGGCUCGACUGAGGGUUUUUUAUGAGGAUGGUACAACAACUUAUGAGACUGUGGAAGAGGCGACGGAAGACAUAAGGAGACGAGGCAUGCCAGUGACGGUGAUCACACAACCUACAUCCCUCCUGGGAAAGAUUAAACAGGGGGCGUGGCAACAGGUGAAGAGCAGGCGGACAACCGGAGCCAGGAAGACAUCGAGCUACAGGAAAAAGCUGCAAGUAUUCAUGUGCCCAGAAGAAGAGAACACUGGCUGAAAGUUAUCCUGCCGGUCUGAACGAAAUUACUCCUCUGGUAACAGGGUUUGAUGAUAAUCAUGAAGAGGGUGGGGAGGG